Manduca sexta (tobacco hornworm) is the source of this 5650-nucleotide messenger RNA. It is a transcript of the gene Pax, whose product is annotated as paxillin. The record is from RefSeq and is a predicted model, not a curated record. Bases 312 to 2093 code for a protein of 593 amino acids. Gene Ontology annotation, cellular component: cytoplasm; focal adhesion; cell-cell junction. The transcript is spliced from 9 exons. NCBI's taxonomy places the organism in Eukaryota, Metazoa, Arthropoda, Insecta, Lepidoptera, Sphingidae. Gene Ontology annotation, biological process: positive regulation of substrate adhesion-dependent cell spreading; cell-cell junction organization; cell-cell adhesion.
UGACUGGGACGCGCUGUCGGCUGCUCGAGCUCUGCUCAUCACGCCCACGGCCCAGCUCUUAUCCCUUAUCAAUGUUAUCGAAAAUCAACGAUAAUGACACGUUUUGUCGAUAGUGUCCACCGUUCGAACCCAUUGCGACCUUGAUUAUAUUUGAAUAUACAAAAAAGUGCAUCGUGUUGCGCGGUGAUUAAGAGUGUUUUACGGUUUUAUGUACUAAAGUGUAGGAUAAUGUGUGGGCUGUGAUUAUAGAGCGUCAACGCGGUGUAUGUGGGUGUUUUAUAGCUAAAGAACAGCUACCCGAUUGGCCCAACAUGGAUAGGACAAUGUAUGGCAAGGUGCUGCCCGGCACUUAUUAUCCGUUCCGCUGCGCGAUGAAGGAGAACGGAAUAUCGCCCGGCUAUGCCCUGCUCGCCGACCUUCAGAACUCGAUCAACCCUGGCGCUCGCGUCGGAAGCCCGGGUGGCAGGACGUCCUCCCCCGGUGGUCGGACCAACUCCCCUGGUAGGACCAGUUCUCCGAUCGGCAGGGGAGUUUCGCCAGGGAGGCUGAGUUCACCUGGCGGUAGUCUGAGCUCACCUACAUCAACAGGCUACGGCUCUAUCAAUGGAUCCAGGAAUAUUACCUCGGAUUACACCAAACCUUCUUCGCCAACAUAUCAAAACACGAGCAGCCUCCACAGAGAGAAGAUAUCCGACAUACCGGUACAGAAGUACAGCACGACUCAGAGCAGUUACAGCACGCACAGCACGCACUCGCCGUCGUACGCGCCGCCGGCAGGGUACGGCAGGGCCGGCAGGGGAAACCUGACGGAACUCGACACGCUGCUCGACGAUCUGAGUAAUGCUCGCUACGGGAAUUACGGGGAGAAGACUUCGUACACGGAGAGAACGGUGACCGAUGGAUACUCUCGCACCAACGGCGCCGCGAGUCCGGCCUCAGCUAGACCGACGGUGGACUCGCUGCUCGACCAACUCAGCACCGACAUUCCUAAUGGUCGUCAAUCAACAUCGCCGAUCCCGCCACCGUCGACAGGCGGUACUCUACCCCGCCCUGGCACCAAGCAGGUGACGGUGACCGUCCAGGAGACGGUGGUGGAGCCGGCGCAGGCUCAGCAGCAGCCGCCGCCGACGGUCGCGGUGGUACGCCACCAUCACCACGCCUCCAGCGCCACCAAAGAGCUGGAUGAUUUGAUGGCGUCGCUCUCUGAUUUUAAGGUCAGUGGCACAGGCGGCGAAGGCGAGACCUACGUGCAUCGCGAGAAGCGUGCCUGGCAGGAACACUACCGCAGCAACCCGCGCCAACCAGAAUCCGCCUCUCUGGAGCAUAUGCUCGGAUCUCUUCGGGCAGACAUGAGCCGUCAAGGAGUACAGACCCCCCAGAAGGGAUGCUGCAACGCGUGCGAGAAGCCCAUCGUCGGACAGGUGAUCACCGCGUUGGGUCGCACAUGGCACCCUGAGCACUUCACCUGCGCCCACUGCAACCAGGAGCUCGGCACCAGGAACUUCUUCGAGCGCGACGGCAGGCCGUACUGCGAGCCGGACUACCACAACCUGUUCUCGCCGCGAUGCGCCUACUGCAACGGCCCGAUCCUCGACAAAUGCGUGACAGCGUUGGAGAAGACGUGGCAUACAGAGCACUUCUUCUGUGCGCAAUGUGGGCAGCAGUUUGGUGAGGAUGGGUUCCACGAGAGGGACGGCAAGCCGUACUGCCGCGCCGACUACUUCGACAUGUUCGCGCCCAAGUGCGGCGGCUGCAACAAACCCAUCAUGGAGAACUACAUAUCCGCGCUCAAUACACAGUGGCAUCCAGAUUGCUUCGUCUGCAAGGAAUGCCGCGAACCAUUCCACGGUGGCUCGUUCUUCGAGCAUGAAGGUCAGCCGUACUGUGAGACCCACUACCACGGCAAGCGUGGCUCCCUCUGUGCCGGCUGCCACAAACCCAUCGCCGGACGCUGCAUCACCGCCAUGUUCAGGAAGUUCCAUCCGGAGCACUUCGUCUGCGCGUUCUGCCUUCGACAACUCAAUAAAGGAACGUUCAAAGAGCAAAACGACAAGCCGUACUGUCAUACAUGCUUUGAUAAAUUGUUCGGAUAAAAUGGCGGCGGCAAGAUGACGGACAAGAUGGCGAACGUCACGUGAUUGCAGUUUAUGGACUUUGAGAUGUUAAUUACUUGAUCGUUUAGGCUCAAAAUUUUAAGGUGUUUAUCGAUUAUUGAAGUCGAUAAAAGACUACCGAAAAUAAAUAUAAUCGAGUUCAUGCAACGCCAGUUGUCCCAUUUCCCAUUAUCGAGUAUCGAUAUUUGAAGGACACAGCGUUACUUCCUAUAAAACAUUUGCGGAUAACUCAAUGUGUUCACUUAUCCACCUUUAAUAAUGACAGACAUAUUUUAUCAACACCAGAACGUGAUAAAGCACUCGAAAAUAUUUCGACAUGUCAAUUCGACAUAUAUUUGUCGAUAAACAGGCGUAAUUACCGAACAUCGCGAACGAAGUCUGACAGCUAACUCCACCUGUAAACACUUCCAUUUGUAAUGUUUUAUUUAAAUCGAUCAUAAGUAAUUUGUACGCGAUAUUGUCUCUGAGUCAUGUAGCCACUGUGAUUAAUAUUUAAAAUUUAACCGCCAAUUAAGGCUACAUUCGCAACGUUACUCGCAUUGACCGAAUGAGGGAACGAGAAGAACGAAUGAUAAAGUACGUGGUACGGACAGCUUCGAAAAAAUCUAGUUUUAAACGUAGAAUGUAGUGCAUGUGAUUACUAAUUAUAUGAUAUUUACACUAAAUUAGAUAGAUUAAUGUUUCUCUUGAAAAUUAUCGCUAGGGGUGUCACACACGUUGUUAAUAUUUUAGGCUUAAGCGAAAUAUAUUAAUUGUCCGAUGGUGGAGAAAUUUUGGAAAUUUUACGAAGAAUGAUAAGGGUAUGUUGUAUGUAGACGGAGCUAGCGCCAUCUAGUAGCAUACUAAACAAUAAAGUUGGUUCUGAGAUGGAUUUUACGAAUUAAUGUUCAUAGUUGGUACAUGCAGGCUAUCUACAUUUAGCUGAAGUUAUUUUAUGCAGACAUAUUGCUGGCUCACUAUUACAAGGUUCUAUAUUAUAUUUUUUACAUAAAUUGAAUAAUAUGGAUAUCAUAAAAUUAUAUGGAUUUUGUUUUUUGUAAAAGCAAUCAAUAAUCCUGAAUAAGAAAUAAAAGGGACCCAUUAAUUAAUGUCUUCUAAUUUUUGCCAACAUGAAAUUAUAAAUCACAUUAUUCAACAUCAAUAAAAAAUAACGUGUUGUUCCUGGAAUCUGUAUCUUAGAUCUUGUGAUGGUGAGCCGGCGAUAUGUUGCACUCAUAUGUCGACUAGGUGACCAACCAUACUGGUGAGAAACUCGCUACUAUGGUUCGUUCUGAACAAUCGCAUUUUGAUUAGUCUAAUGCUGCCACGAUAUACAAAUGCAAAUAUUACUCUAAUCUAUAAUAAUUUAAUCCGCAUAGUAUUCGGUAUACUAUUAGACCGAGAUUUUUAUGUAAAAUAUACGGUUUAAAUGAAUUAAAACUGUAUCAACUACGUAGUCUCUUUGCUAUCGAUAUGUAGUUCUUAUACUAGUUUAACUAACAAGUUCUUGCAGCAAUAUAUUGCCUAAGAACUUCCAGAUUUGUUUAUACUAGAGGAUAUAUUUCAAGUUCUAUACACGUGAGACUUUCCGCAAAUAUUGCAAACUUGAUAAUAAAAAAAUUGCGGAAUUCGGUUCAUGCAAGUUUUAUUGCAUUAUACUGCAAUAAAAAGUAGACAACUUGCAGCCAAAACGGAUAGCCUGCACAGACCCUCACGGAACCAUAUGUAUUAAAUAAUUAAAAUCCAAAAAGAUCUAAAUAAACUAAGGCCUUAAAGACUCAAAUGUAUCGUAAGUUCUAGAACGUUCUAUACCCCUGCAUCGCUAGCUCAUACUUGCAUUUUUAUUUAUACCAUACGUCAGUGGCGAAGAGUCCACAUAACCCGAUUCCCUUAAUUUAUGUAAAAUUAUUAAAUUUCUACACACCGUCAUCAUCAUGUCAGCCGGGAAUCGUCCACUGCUGGACAUAGGCCUGCCCCAUUGAGCGCCACAGGGACCGGCUCUGAGCCGUCCUCCAUCCAUCGGACUCCGGCGACCCUCGCCAGAUCGUCGGUCCAUCUUGGGGACCUGCCUACGCUGCGUCUCCCGGUUCGUUUUCCGUCUGCAAACCGUUUUUAUACAUAUAUAUUUUUUAUGCUUUUUUUUAAUAUGUCUUGUGUAUCCUUCGUUAAAGGUCCAUAAAUAAAUAAAUAUAUGUUGUAUCGGCCCUUCGCCACUGGUAUAAGCUUGAACAACGUGAAUAGUUGAACUUUAUCUUCCAUUAGAGUAAACGCUGUACAGUCAUCGCUAUUGUUAUGUACCGUUUAUAUUUUUAUUACAAUUUGUGUUAUCGCUUUAAGUGCCAAACGUUAUAGCAGCCGAUCACGAACGAGUUUUACAAAUAAAUAAACUCAUAAAUUUACUGUUAUAUUAAUUAUGGGAAUUAGUUAAGUGUACUCAACAUUUCCUGUUAUUUAUUAUGAAUUGAUACUGGCAAUAUUCAUCAUCAUCAGACACAUAAAGUCCAGUGCUAAACAUAGGCCUCUCCCAGAUUUUCAAACGGACCGACGGACGGAUAUACCUGCCUAUAAUAAUAAUAUAAGCAAUAUUUGAUUUAAAGUAAUUAUUAGGCAAUUUAAAAAAAAUGGUCACACUGUAUCGACCUCAUGUUAUGCAAGUGUGUGUAAAGUUUUAUAAAAUCAGUUCUGAAAAUACUCAAACCUGAAGCCGAUUACCUGAACAUUUUCAGUUCGACGCAGCGCAGUUAAAAUUCGUGUCUAAACAUUAUAAAUAUCACAUCUGGCAAUUUUUUAAAGAACUAAAAACAAGUGAAGUUAAAAAAACAAAAUAAAUAAAAUCAUUAUAAAAUGUGUUUAUAACAUUGCAUAAGUUACAUGAAGGUAUUUUAAAGAUUGAUAUCUAUGAUAAAAUACUUAUUGUUUUUACAUAAUAGUUGAAUUCUUUUAAAUUACUCGUGGGACAAAUUGCCCGAGACUCGCCGAGCUUCCCCCUCGGUGUCCUAAAUGCGUGCCUUUGAUCCUGGCUUACAGGAGUUGUAGUGGGAGGUGUGAGGACAGUAAAGUCUCUUAGUAUUAUGUGACCUAGUUAUACAACGCACUACACGAUUGACGCCAACAUGUUGCACGCAACAUUAACCGAUGUUGCGCAACGUUUACAUCAUAUUGCCAACACCGCGUUUUUAUGCGCAGUUAACACGUACAGCGCAUAUAGUAAUAACGGAGAAAUAAUUUUCCUGUUGGCUAAGACGUUUUUUCCAGUUAUAUAUAGAUAGAUAGAUAAUUCUUUAUUGAACACCACAUAAAUAAAAGAAAAAAAUAAAACCUAUAAACAAAAUAACUAUAACAACUGCAACAAUAGGCGGUCUUAUGGCUAAGAGCGAUCUCUUCCAGACAACCAGAAACGAAGUAUAUAUACUUCGUUUUUUGAAUUGGUUUCCUCUACGUAGUGGUAUCUGAGUGUUCGUGAUCGGCCGCCCAUUUAUAUUAUCAGUUGUACUAGUUAACAUUGUGUAUGGGUCGCUUUAUCGUGAGAUAAGACCGUAAACGCAUGCACGUCUAAA